AUGCUUGAGUUGGUCAAUAUACCAAGAGACUUCAGAUCUCUUGCCUCCUACUGUUGCUUACUGGUGCUUUUCUGGUGGCUUGCGAUUAUCAUUUACAGGCUUACUCUACACCCUCUCGCGAAAUUUCCAGGGCCCAAGGUAAAUGCAGUAUCAUCAGUCCCCGGGAUAAUAUCACUCCUCAAAGGCAGAUUGCCGUUAGAUAACAAGCUGUUGCACGAUAAAUAUGGACCGGUCGUCCGUGUAAGCCCUAAUGAGCUUGCCUUCAAUUCUGCCCAGGCUUGGGAAGACAUUUAUGGGCAUCGUCAGGGUCAUACAAACAUGCACAAAUCUCCCGUUCAUGUUGGCUCAGUCGACAACCUUCCUGGAGUCACCACUUUGACAAUGGCCGACGAUGACAACCAUGCACGGCAACGUCGUGCUCUGUCUCACGCAUUUUCCUUGAAAGCGCUGACAGAGCAGGAAGAUAUUAUUCAGCAUUUCGUCAACAAACUCGUCACCAAUGUUCGAGCGAUGGCCCAGCAGGGCGUGGAGUUCAAUCUGGUUGACUGGCUCAACUUUACGACCUUCGACAUUAUCGGUGACCUUGCUUUCGGGGAGCCAUUUGGAUGUCUCGAUUCAGGAAAAUUUCACUUCUUGGUGCAAGCGAUCUUUGAAAACAUCAAGGCAGGAGCAAUAGAACAUGCAACGCGACGAUUCGCUACGCCCGGAUCAACGUUCCAAUUGUUCUUGAUGUCAAUGCUUCCGAGCAAGUUCAAACAGUUUCGUCGCAACCAUCUCGACUUCAGCCGGGAAAAAGCAUUGAAGCGUUUGGAAAACGAGAACCUCGAGCACAGAGACUUUAUUUGGUACAUACUGAAACAGAGAGAGAAGUACGAUCUGAAGCUUGACGAAAUCAUUGUGAACUCUGGGCUGUUUAUUGUGGCCGGAAGUGAGACGACAGCCAAUUUACUCUCAGGGUUGUUUGCCAGGCUCUUCUGGAAUCCUGAUAAAUACCGCAUCCUGCGGGACGAGAUACGAACAUCUUUCAAAUCCGAAGGUGAAAUCGUAUACGAUAACUUGAUCAAGCUACCCUACCUGAACGCUGUGAUUGAGGAAGCCCUCAGGGUGCAUCCACCCGUGCCAACCGGUCUGCUGAGGACGGUCCCGAAAGGCGGCGAUACCAUAGACGGCUAUUGGGUCCCCGAAGGCACUCAUGUCGCAGUUGGCGGUUGGGCAGCCUCCCAUAAUCCUCUGAAUUUCAAGGACCCAGACCUUUUCGUCCCUGAACGCUGGCUUCAUGACAGACAAUACUCGACUGAUAACAAGAAGGGAAUGGCCCCGUUCUCUCUAGGCCCACGGGGUUGUAUCGGAAAGCAUUUGUCAUACCUGGAAAUGAGAGUCAUUUUGGGACGUCUUCUCUGGAAUUUUGACAUUAUCAGUGCUGAUAAUGCAGCUAUGUGGGAUCCAUCCCGAGAAAUGCACAAGAUGCGCGCAUACAUGACAUGGCAAAAGCCAGAUCUAAAGUGCAAAGCAGUUGAUGUCAGAUCGAAAUGA
Exophiala oligosperma is the source of this 1533-nucleotide messenger RNA. RefSeq lists its product as uncharacterized. Gene Ontology annotation, molecular function: iron ion binding; oxidoreductase activity, acting on paired donors, with incorporation or reduction of molecular oxygen; heme binding. The transcript has 7 exons. The record is from RefSeq and is a predicted model, not a curated record. Lineage: Eukaryota; Fungi; Ascomycota; Eurotiomycetes; Chaetothyriales; Herpotrichiellaceae. Bases 1 to 1533 code for a protein of 510 amino acids.